This is a messenger RNA of Rhodamnia argentea, 2773 nucleotides long. RefSeq names its product phytyl ester synthase 2, chloroplastic-like. Gene Ontology annotation, cellular component: membrane. NCBI's taxonomy places the organism in Eukaryota, Viridiplantae, Streptophyta, Magnoliopsida, Myrtales, Myrtaceae. The coding region runs from base 176 to 2317 and encodes 713 amino acids. The transcript is spliced from 16 exons. The record is from RefSeq and is a predicted model, not a curated record.
GGCUUAAUCGAGCAAGGAAUUUAUUGUCCAAUUAUUAUCUCUCUCUCCUUCCCCUUUAAAUCUCUCGAGUCCGCCACAAACAGAUUUUCCAGUUUUUAUGCAUUUUGUUUUCGUCAUCUCACUUUUCAGCUAGUGCUCUUCGGUUCGCUCUCUCCAUUGCGGAGCCAGAAACUCCAUGGCGGCGACCAGAGCUUGUAUCUUCCCGUUCGUCUUCUCUCCGGCUUACCGUCGCCGGAGCGAAGCUUCAGCCACCGCAGGCUCCAAUCAGAAUCCGAGGCUGAACUCGUCGUCCACUCGCAGAUUCGCCGUCUCGACGGAGCAAGCGUCCUCCGCAGCGACUGCAACAACCUUUCCUUCGUCGAGACCGGUUAGUUUCGACGAGAACGGGAGGAGCCACGAGAAGCAUGGAGAGAAAACGAGCGACCAGAGCUCUCCAACGCCGUUCAUGGAGGAUGUGACGCUGGAGAGCGGGCGCGAGAGGUUGAGGAGGUUCUUCGCUGAGGCGAAGGAUCUGACCAGAACGGACGGCGGACCGCCUCGCUGGUUCUCUCCUCUGGAGUGCGGCUCUCGCUUGGAGAAGUCGCCCCUGCUUCUCUAUUUACCUGGAAUCGACGGCACUGGAGCUGCGCUUACUUCACAGUACAAAAAGCUCGGAAAGGUGUUCGACAUUUGGUGCUUGCACAUCCCGGUCAUGGAUAGAACAUCAUUUCUAGGCCUGGUGAAACUGGUUGAGAGAACAGUAAAAGCAGAGACGUACAGCUUCCCAAACAGACCUAUAUAUCUUGUUGGAGAAUCAUUAGGAGGAUGCCUUGCAUUAGCUGUCGCAGCACGCAACCCUGACAUUGAUCUUCUUUUAAUCUUGGCGAACCCAGCCUCGUCUUUUGAGAAGUCGCCAAUACAACCUCUAUUACCUUUGCUGGAGUUAAUGCCGGAACAGUUGCAGCUAAGCUACCCUUUCAUCCUGAGUUUGAUGGCAGGUGAUCCUUCGAAGACGUUCAAGGCUAGCACAGAAAAAGGGCUUCCUCCACAGCAAACAGUUGGAGAGCUAUCAAUGGACUUAUUGACCAUGCCGUAUUACAUGCCUGUUCUUGCUGAUAUUCUCCCAAAAGAAACACUUCUGUGGAAGCUUCAAAUGCUUAAAUCGGCUUCAGCAUAUACAAAUUCACGCAUUCAUGCUGUCAGGGCACAGACUUUACUUCUUACAAGUGGGAAGGAUUGGCUAUUGCCAAGUCAAGCAGAGGGUGCUAGACUAGACAAUGCACUGCAAAGAGGUGAUCUCCGUAAGUUUGAUGACUGUGGUCAUUUCCUUUUCUUGGAAGAUGAUUUUGAUUUGGUUACAAUUAUUAAGGGCACUAGCUUCUACCGUCGUGGAAAAAGUCUUGACUAUGUUUCAGACUACCUGCCACCAACCCCUUCUGAAUAUAAGAAAAUAUAUGAAUCAAACAGAUGGUUUGAUGAGAUAAGUGGAUCGGUGAUGCUAUCAACUUUAGAGGAUGGGAGGAUUGUUAGAAGUCUGGAUGGGAUUCCAACGGAGGGGCCAGUUCUCUUUGUUGGCUAUCACAUGUUAUUGGGGCUUGAAAUGGUUCCUAUGGUUAUCCGAUUUUUGAACGAGAGGAACAUACUUUUACGAGGAAUAGCACAUCCUAUUCUCUUUGAGAAAUACAGAAAAGGAAAAACGCUUGAGCCCGAGUUUUAUGACACUUUCCGGACGAUGGGUGCAGUACCUGUUUCAGGGACCAAUCUGUUCAAACUUCUUUCGUCAAAGUCUAAUGUCUUGCUCUAUCCAGGAGGCAUGCGUGAAGCACUUCAUCGUAAGGGUGAAGAGUACAAGCUAUUUUGGCCGGAGCAGUCUGAGUUUGUCAGGAUGGCAGUCAGAUUUGGAGCUAAAAUAGUGCCUUUUGGUACUGUUGGAGAAGAUGACUUUGGUGAAGUCUUUUUUGAUUAUGAUGACCAAAUGAAAAUCCCAUACUGGAGGAACUGGAUUCGAGAAAUGACGGAAGAAUUUGCAAAAGUGAGGACUAACGCAGCUGGAGAGGUAGCCAAUCAAUCUGUGCACAUGCCUUUGAUUCGGCCAAAAAUUCCUGGGCGGUUCUAUUAUUGUUUUGGAAAACCCAUUGAAACAGCAGGGAGGAAGCAGGAACUGAGAGACAGGGAAAAAUCCCAUGAAUUGUAUCUACAAGUCAAGUCAGAGGUAGAGAGAUGCAUAGCGUAUCUGAAAGAGAAACGAGAGAGCGAUCCUUAUAGAAGCAUAUUCUCCCGAUUGAUGUACCGGACCCAACAUGGUUCUGCAUCUGAAAUUCCAACAUUCGAAUUGUGAUUGGUGACAUCAUUGGAGAGGGACCGUAGCGCUUGGAUUUAUUCCUGAGUAGCAUAGGCCACACAGUUUGUCCUAUACAGUGUGCGAGUUCGGUCGAUUAUUUCUUCUCGAAAGGAGAAUUUGGACAUUCCUGGAGAAAACACCGUCCAGGGAAGACGAAUGGUGCUGCAAGAACGUCUUUUAACAUUUUUUACAUGGGGCAUGUCCCUAAGCAGCAAUGUCAUUAUACGAGAAUAAAGGUUUCUGAGAUUUGGGAUCUGUGACAUUCCAAGACUGCUGCAUUCGAUGUUACUCAGGAGUCUCCCGGUCCGAAGAACAAUUAUGGAAGGGGUUCUCUUCUUUGCUUCUUGCGGCUCUUUACUAAAAUGUGUCAAUUAACAUUUAUCUUGUAAUAUCAGAAGUAAAGAGCAGCUUUCAUUACAGAACUGGUGAAUGUAAAUACCGAUGUGCUUCUCU